AUGGGUUUUGCAGAAUCUUGGGUCAAUCUUGUCAUGAGUUGUGUGAGAUCAGUUGAGCUCUCUGUGCUUAUUAAUGGACAGCCAGGCCGCAAAUUAAAGCCAUCCAGAGGUCUGAGGCAAGGAGAUCCAAUCUCGCCUUAUCUCUUUUUUAUUGUAAGUGAUGUUCUUUCCUUAUUGAUACAAAGUGCUGUUUCCAAUGAGCUCUUGCAGGGUAUUAAGAUGGGUAAUAGGGCCCCCACUUUAUCCCACCUUAUGUUUGCGGAUGAUACAUUGAUUUUCCUAAAGGCCUCCACACAGAAUUGUAGAAAUUUGAUCAUGCUCCUUAACGCCUAUUGUUAUGCAUCCGGACAGCAGGUGAAUUUCUCCAAAUCCACCCUCUUUUUCAGUCCCCAUACUCCUAUGCAUUUACGUGAGAGCUUGUGUAAUAUCUUUGGUAUGCCUGAGGUUGAGGAUCCUGGAAAUUACCUUGGCUUGCCAACCGUUUGGGGGAGAGCCAAGAAAAAUGCAUUAUCAUACAUAAAAGAUCGGAUUCUUUGCAAAGUUGAUAGGUGGAAGCAACAACUCAUCUCACAAGCGGGUCGAGAAGUCUUAAUAAAAGCUGUGGCACAGGCUGUCUCUACAUAUCCGAUGAAUAUCUUCUUGUUCCCCCUCACUUUCUACAAGGAGAUUAAUUCAAUUUUUGCAAGAUUUUGGUGGGGUCAAACUGGUGACAGAUGA
This is a messenger RNA of Prunus armeniaca (apricot), 717 nucleotides long. Lineage: Eukaryota; Viridiplantae; Streptophyta; Magnoliopsida; Rosales; Rosaceae. The record is from the annotation of a GenBank genome assembly.